Messenger RNA from Saccostrea echinata, 1143 nucleotides. Its product is annotated as actin-5-like. The record is from RefSeq and is a predicted model, not a curated record. The transcript has 2 exons. The coding region runs from base 1 to 1131 and encodes 376 amino acids. Lineage: Eukaryota; Metazoa; Mollusca; Bivalvia; Ostreida; Ostreidae.
AUGGGUGACGAAAACGUUCCAGCUUUAGUUAUAGAUAAUGGAUCUGGAAUGUGUAAGGCUGGAUUCGCUGGGGACGAUACCCCCGGAGCUGUGUUCCCUUCCAUUGUUGGGCGCCCUAGACAUCAGACCGCUAUAGUUGGCAUAGCUCCGAAAGACUGUUAUGUUGGGGACGAGGCCCAGAGCAAGAGAGGUAUUCUAACUCUUAAAUACCCUAUUGAACACGGCAUCGUAACUAAUUGGGACGACAUGGAGAAGAUCUGGCAUCAUAUUUUCUAUAGUGAACUCCGUGUCUCCCCAGAGGAAUAUUCUGUUUUACUGACAGAGGCCCCACUCAACCCCAAGGCCAACAGAGAAAAUAUGACACAGAUAAUGUUUGAAACCUUUAAUUCUCCCGCUAUGUACGUAGCUAUUCAAGCUGUUCUCUCUUUGUAUGCCUCUGGUCGUACAACUGGAAUCGUACUGGACUCUGGAGACGGUGUCACACACACAGUUCCCAUUUAUGAGGGUUACGCCCUUCCACAUGCCAUCUUGAGAUUGGAUCUUGCUGGACGUGAUCUUACCGAUUAUCUCAUGAAAAUUCUCACUGAACGUGGUUACUCUUUCACAACCACAGCUGAAAGAGAAAUCGUCAGAGAUAUUAAAGAAAAACUAUGCUAUGUUGCUCUCGAUUUUGAAAAGGAAAUGGGAACAGCUGCUUCAACAUCAUCCCUUGAAAAAAAUUACGAGCUUCCUGAUGGUCAGGUCAUAACUAUUGGAAAUGAGCGAUUCAGAUGCCCAGAAACCAUAUUUCAACCAUCCUUUCUUGGAAUGGAAUUUUCUGGUGUUCAUGAAACAAUACAUUACAGCAUUAUGAAAUGCGAUGUUGAUAUCAGAAAUGACUUGUAUGCAAAUACAAUAUUGUCUGGCGGUUCAUCUAUGUACCCAGGUAUUGUAGACCGUAUGCAAAGAGAAAUCGUAGCUUUAGCUCCCCAAUCAGUGAAGGUUAAGAUAAUUGCUCCACCUGAGAGAAAAUACUCCGUCUGGAUUGGUGGUUCUAUCCUUGCCUCCCUCUCCACUUUCCAACAGAUGUGGAUGAGCAAACAGGAAUAUGACGAAUUCGGCCCUUCUAUUGUGCAUAGAAAAUGCUUUUAGAUCUUUGUUACC